UCUCCCCUGCACCUGGCAGCCGAGAAUGGUCACCAUGAAACUGUAUCAGUCUUACUGACAGCUGGUGCAUUUGUGAACGCACGGGACGAUGACCAAGAGUCUCCCCUGCACCGGGCAGCCGGAAGUGGCCACCAUGAAACUGUAUCAGUUUUAAUGACAGCUGGUGCAGAUGUGAACGCACGGGACGUUGGGCAAAUCUCUCCCCUGCACCUGACAGCCCUGAAUGGCCACCAUAAAACUGUAUCAGUUUUACUGACAGCUGGUUCAGAUGUGGACGCACGGGACGAUGACCAAGAGUCUCCCCUGCACUGGGCAGCCAGGAGUGGCAGCCAUGAAACUGUAUCAGUUUUACUGGCAGCUGGUGCAGAUGUGAACGCACGGGGCGAUGUGCAAGACUCUCCCCUGCACCGGGCAGCCCAUAAUGGCCAACAUGAAACUGUGUCAGUUUUACUGACAGCUGGUGCAGAUGUGAACGCACGGAACUAUUGGGAAGACACACCCCUCCAUGACGCAGCUACACAGGGCCACCCCAAGUGUGCGGAAAUACUGCUGCAGCACGGGGCUGAUGCCGGUCUCAGGAACAAGCAUGGUCUAACGGCGGAGGACAUCGCUGCAGAUGAGGACACCAGUGACGCUCAUCCGGACAACAAAGACCGAAUUACUCGUGGUAGAAAGGAAAUACUGAAGCUUCUCCGACAACAAAAUAAUGAAGUCUCCACACGUAAGAAAGGCUACGAUCCUGUACUCGUCCGGUUCUAUGAGGAAAGAGGAAUGACCGAGGCGAAGAAGGAUUGUCCGUUGAUAGAAGAAGCAGCUAAGCAGAGCGGGAAAACUGUAGACCAAGUGAAGAACUUCAUCGGCAACUAUCGUAGGUUUAAGGGCGGCAGCAAGCGGAGCCUCCCCACAGACGACAUGGGGACUGAGGACGUCACGGGACAUCGUGAAGACUUAGGGAUGUCGAAAAAAGAAGGAGACAGCAGUGUUCCACUCGAAAUACAGCUGCGGGGUCCUGGAAUGCAGCAGCUGUACUCCCAGGCCUGCCGCCAGGGGGCGCGACCGGUGCACAGCGUGCGCGGGCUCGUGGUUGGUCAGUUCAGAUCCGGGAAGACGUGUGUCGUCAGGAGGCUGACGGGAGAGAAGGCUGUAGAGAAUGAACCGAUAACAGACGGCAUCGAGAUUUCACCCAGCGUGAAGACCAAGACUUGGCGGAAGGCAAAAGAGGAGCCAGACGAAUUCAAGGAAACUAUGGCAGAACGAUUGGCGGAACAACAAGAACGGGACAAACCACGCGCCCGGACAUCGUCAGGAGCACAAGGAGCAGUCAGGAGAAAAGAAGCAAGUGUGGUUACGACUACGUCACGACAAACACAAGACAUGCCGGAUGAUGUCAAAAUACAAGCUCAACAGCGACUUCAGAGUGACGUGACGGUUCAAAAGCAGACACAAGAGAUUCCGGAUGAUGUCAUAGAAAAAGCCAAAGAGCGACUCCAAAGUGGCGUGACCGAUGAGCAGCUUGGAACAGCCGAACACCCGCGUCUCUCCCUCUGGGACUUUGGCGGCCAGGCCACGUACUACGGCUCGCACCAGUGCUUCUUCACGUACCGCGGGAUCUACAUCCUGGUCAUGUCACUGCUGCAGAAGCUGUCUGACCCUGUUCCUGAUCUGGACUACAAGGCGGCAGCGGACAACCUCGUAACUGGAAGAGACUAUUUGGACCACUGGCUGAACUCAGUCCGCACACACACCCUGGUGCACGGGCGGGAGCAGACAGGAGAGCCGCGUGUCGUUUUGGUCCUCACGCACAAGGACAAGGUCAGCGAGUCGGACAUUGAGGAGUACAAGAAAGACAUACGUGAUCACAUCCGCGGUAAGGCAGCCAGUGAACACGUCUUACCUAAGAUAUUUGUCAUCGACAACUUCAACGAGGACAACAGCGACAUUGACGAGCUCCGAGAAUACCUCCGUGAGGUGGCGAAGGGUCUUUGGUUCAUGGGCCAGGAGGUGCCGAUGACUUGGCUUCAUCUGAAGUCCAAACUGAUGGACAAGAGGAGAGAGGACGACCCAUUUUGCCGUUUCCAAGAUGUCGUCGAUCUGGCCCGGAGUGAUGACGUGGGCAUCACGGACGACAGCCAUGUUGCCGACAUUUUGACCUUCCUACAUGACCUUGGGGACAUCAUCUUCAUCAACGAGCCCGUUCUCCGUGAUCACGUGGCCCUUCGACCCCAGGUGAUGAUUGACGUCUUCAGGACCAUCAUCACCGUCCCGGAGUACCAACAGGACAGGAGCACGGAUGGGGAGGUUGCCGAGAUGUGGAGGAGGCUGGAGACGGAAGGCAUCCUCAGUGACAGGCUGUUGACAAUCAUCUGGACCAAAGCAGAUCAGAAGAUGCAGAAACCUUUUCUAAUGCGGCACAAGCCUUUCCUGAAGCGACUGAUGGAAAAGUACUACCUUAUCUGCAACGCCACGCCGAUCGGUGGGUUUGAUGACACUACGGGUGAUCCUGAGAAAGAAGAGAUCUACUUCGUACCGUCUCUCCUGGCCACAAAGCCUGACGACAGCACCUUGUAUCCUGGGCACAUGAGGAGAUACCUGCAUCCUCUGUAUGUCGUAUUCGACAACAUGUUCCUCCCAAGUGGCAUGUUCUAUCGUCUACAAGCCAUAUGUGUGCGCAGGUUCGGUCUUCAAGAGUCCCACGUGUUCGCCGGCUGCGGCCGCUUCCCUACCGACGAUGGGAAGCAACAGUUCGUGGUAACCAAAGUGAAGCAUUACCUUAAGGUGGAGCUUCUGUCGGCUGAAGCUGAAGACCAGACAGUGUUCACACAGGCCCUUCCUGCUAGAAAGUUCCUCAGCAGUUGUCUCUUUGAGAUCAAGGAGAAGUGGAUCCCGUCCAUCCAGUAUGACUGGUGCUUUGGGGAGGAGUCAGAAAAAGGAACAGGAACACCAGUAUUCUACCCACUGUCUGACAUCGGGCAAGAAACGGCAACGGAAUCCAGUCGUUUUCCAGAAGACUUCAUCAAUGUCUGGAUACGUGGCAGAAGUGAUAUGACAACGUCCUGUGCAGAGAACUCAGGUGGUUCCGGACCCGUGUUGAUAGAGCCCACGCUGAACCCAGACGCAGUCCACACGAUCGGUCCUGUCUUGGACUGUAUGGAGACCUGCAGAGGGCUGAGUCUGGCGCAGUGUGAUCGGAUCAGACACGAGCUCACAUUCGUCAGCAGGUUCAAUGAGUUGGUUUCCACCGUCAGCAAGGCCGGAGACAUGUGCCGUCGCUUGCUGGGAGCGUCCGUGGAAGUUUGUCUGCCUGGGAGAGCACCCAUGUUCCCCAGGGAAGAGAGAGGGAACGAAAUUGUUCUCCUACACACUGGAGACUACAAUGACAAGCUGGUGCAGCCACUGUUGAAACAGGCAGUCCAAUCGUCCAGCAGGUACGGUGUAACAGUGUCUGAAGACGUCAUCGAACCAGGAGAAAUCAUCACAGACAAACUCUUGAACCAUCUUCUCCAGGGGAACGUCAGGAUGGUCGUACCAAUCAUCACACCGCAGACUCUCCACAGCAGACACUGGUCCACGCUCGGGUACGAAUUCUUUGUAGAGAACAAGGACCUGGUCUUUCCGGUCUUCGCGUACCCUGAAGGAACCAGAGAGCGUUUGGUAGAGGUGCUCGGCAGGCGCUGUGCGGGGAUGUUGGAUAUGGCAUCAACAGAAGUACCAAUGGCUGAAGAACCACUGUCCAGAACCAAAAUUGGUCUCGUUUCAGCAGAUAUUCUGAGGAAGGCUUCGUCUUCUGUUGUACUGAACACGUACAGAAUCACAGAAGAAGGUUGCCAGAUUGAGGAGGAUGGUGUCACUAUCUUCUUUCCAAAAGGAUGCGUCAAGACGGGGAGGUCCCUGUCAUUGGAGGUCGAAAUGCUGCCCAUUGAUGACGCCUUGACAAAGGCUUUCUCAGCUGUGACCCCGAUACUGACUGUGCACCAGGAAAAGGAGGAGGACUUCUUAGAGCCCGUGAGCGUCAUCCUGCCGUGGGCAUGGAAGAAGAGCGACUGCAGCACAGAUAAGACCGUCCUGAUGGAAAAGAAAUCAACUCAACACCAGUGGUCUUUGCUUAGGACAGAGUUUCAAGAGACAGAGGACGCAGUCACAUUCACAACGAGACACUUUUCCGGGAUUGCGGGUGCCAAGGAAAGUGGCAAAGGCGGCGAAAGUUCGACCUCCACUGUAGAGACUCCAGGGAACCGGGAAGAGACAGCCAAUCGGGAGGCGUCAGACUCAAAUGUUCCAUCAACUUCAACAUCUCCAAGCACGUCUCUGUCAUUCCAGGCGUGUUCGAACAGGUACACUGAAGACAAAGUGUACCUCAUAGUAAACCCAAACCAGGCAACAACAGACAACAACUGCAUCCACCUCAUGUGUGUUCACAAAAACGACGACCCCACUGACUUUUUCCGAGCUGCCAAUAUGUUGCCCCUUCCGCCGUUUCAACAACGCAUCGUCAUGGGAAGGGAAGAAAUGAUAGACGCCACGUUUGACAACAGGAAAGAAGUCAUCGGAGACCCUCUUGAUGUUUCAGAUGGCAUCAGCUUCUUCUUCCCACCAGCUGACUGCAACAGGUGGUCCGUUGGACUGAUUCUGAACAAUCCGAGUCAAACCAAAAAGAUGUACCAAGGGGCCGUCCAUUUCAGACGACUUUCUGAGUCCGGAGCACAAAUAACAGAUCUCAAGCGCCGGAUCCCGUCAGCAACAGUGUUUUUCCACUCCGAAGAUGAGGGGAAGAAAAGUCAUGUUCAGCAGAAGGAAGGCACUGUGAUCACCACGAUCAAGGCGUCCCAGAUACAACAUAAGAAAGCUGUCGUAUCUGCAGUUCUGAUGGUUAACGAUAAGUACGGCACGUCCCAUGGAGGUACUUCUACCGCGAACCGUCAGGUGGCGCAGUUUCUGAAACGACAUGGUGCUACAGUUCAUGCUACAACUGUGCAAGCAACUGAAGAAGACAAGAGGUGCGCCGGAGAGGACGGUGUCAUUCUGCAUCUGCCUGUCCAAAGACCAAGGCAGAAGAAAACGCCAACUUUGGAAUGGUUGACGGACUACCACAGCAUUCACUACCCAAACAUACCACAGGAUCUGAAGUGCAUUGUGGGCCAUGUAGAUGUCACCAGUGGAGCCGCAAAGAGCAUACAAGAAGACCGCUGUCAACAGACAAAAUUGGUCCUUUUCAACCACGACAUACCAGAAGAGACAGAGCACUACAAGGGAGCUAAGAAAGCGCUGGCCGCGGGGAAGAAGAUAAAAGACAUCCUCGAGGAUGCAAAGAAUGCAGAUGCAGUGUUCUCAUUGGGAAGAAGAAUCUACGAAUUUUUCGAGACGAAGUACAGGUCACUUGGAGAAAGCAAACCAAGCCAACACCUUUUGUUUCUCCCAAGACCAUCUCCAGUGUUUGAAGCCAUCUCUGUAAGACCAGGAGGAGGACAGAAAGUCGUGCUGACUGUCGGGAGAGUGACGGAAGUGGACAAGCUGAAGGGCCAUGACCUGGUAGCACGGGCGUUGGGGGAAGUCGCAGAGAAGAUCACAAACGUCAGAUUGUGUGUUCGUGGGAUAGAUGAAGAUGACUGGGAAGCGAGCAAGAGAAUCCUGGAAGAGAAGCUGCACAGUGGCAAGAUCAAACCCACCCUGCUGCCAUGUGGAACCCAGGAGGACAUCGCUCAGGACAUGCAGCAGGCUCACCUGGUCCUGAUGCCGUCCCGUGCCGAACCGUUCGGACUGAUCGGUCUGGAGGCCAUCGCAGCAGGCAUCCCCGUACUCAUCUCUGACAAGUCGGGGUUGGCAGACAUGAUCAAGGACUUGAUCAAGGAGAAGAAAUGCCAUCCAGACAUGAGGUACAGGAUCGUGAAAACAAGCGCGAGGGAGUCCGACCUGGCUGAGGAUGCAAGAAAAUGGGCAGAAAGGAUCGCAGACACCUUGGAAUACUCUGAGGCAGAAUUCGACAAAGCAGCAGAGUACAAGAAGAAGCUGUUGGAGUCCAAGUACUGGGAAGAGUCGCACCAAAACCUGCUGCGGGUGUGUGGAUUGACGGACUGAGUCUAGAUCGCGCCCUUUCACCCACGGCACGUGUCAGAUUCCUAAUCGUUGAUCCUAACGCACACAGUUAAUGUCAUCAUUACUGUGUGUUUAUAUUCCAAAGCAAAGCAAGACUUGGCAGUGACCACAUCUAUCAUUGGCCAUGUACAAUUUCAAAGAUAAGCUCAUUUACAUUGACACUUUCUAUUGUCUCUAUACA
Branchiostoma belcheri (Belcher's lancelet) is the source of this 6271-nucleotide messenger RNA. RefSeq lists its product as uncharacterized. Gene Ontology annotation, biological process: proteolysis; apoptotic process; signal transduction. Lineage: Eukaryota; Metazoa; Chordata; Leptocardii; Amphioxiformes; Branchiostomatidae. Gene Ontology annotation, cellular component: cytoplasm. Gene Ontology annotation, molecular function: protein binding. The record is from RefSeq and is a predicted model, not a curated record. The transcript is spliced from 22 exons. The coding region runs from base 154 to 6072 and encodes 1972 amino acids.